Messenger RNA from Capsicum annuum, 2946 nucleotides. Its product is annotated as DNA topoisomerase 3-beta. The record is from RefSeq and is a predicted model, not a curated record. The transcript has 16 exons. Lineage: Eukaryota; Viridiplantae; Streptophyta; Magnoliopsida; Solanales; Solanaceae. Gene Ontology annotation, biological process: DNA topological change. The coding region runs from base 107 to 2770 and encodes 887 amino acids. Gene Ontology annotation, molecular function: DNA binding; DNA topoisomerase type I (single strand cut, ATP-independent) activity. Gene Ontology annotation, cellular component: nucleus.
AUCUCUUUCAAGAUCACACGGCUAAUAUUCUAUGUGAGAUUAUUAAGGACCCUUUUGGCGCAAAGGUUAGCUAAAAUACUCAAAAGUUACAGAAAUUUUCAGCAAAAUGGCUCCAAAAAUUCUUAUGGUAGCUGAGAAGCCUAGCAUUGCUUUAUCAAUUGCCUCAGUUUUAUCUGCUGCUCAACACCAAUUUGGUGGAUAUGCUUCUUCAGAUUCUCGUAUGUCACGUAAAUGUGUUGAGCAGUACCGUCAGAUGUCAACACGAAGAGGUAGUACAGAAGUCCAUGAGUUCGAUGCAAUGUUUCUUGGAUCACGGGCACAUUAUAAAGUGACUUCAGUGAUUGGUCAUGUUUUCAGCGUAGAUUUUCCAGCAGCUUUUCAAGAUUGGACAAAUACAAAUCCUUCAGAUCUUUUCCAGGCACCGGUACUUAAGAAGGAAACAAACCCAAAGGCUCAUAUUUGUAGGCAUCUAAGCCAGGAAGCCCGUGGUUGUACACAUUUGAUACUGUGGUUGGACUGUGACCGUGAAGGAGAAAAUAUAUGCUUUGAAGUUAUAGAGUGCACUGGAUUUCACACAAACGAUGGUAGAAGAAUUUACCGUGCUCGAUUCUCUUCUGUUACCGAAAAAGAUAUUCUGAAGGCAAUGAAUAGCCUAGCCGAACCCAACAGAGAUGAGGCAUUGGCUGUAGAUGCACGUCAAGAGAUUGAUUUGAAAGUUGGAGUUGCAUUUACACGUUUCCAGACUAGCUAUUUCAAUGGGAAAUAUGGAAAUCUUGAUGCAAGGGUUAUCUCUUACGGGCCAUGUCAAACUCCUACGCUUGGGUUCUGUGUGUAUCGUUACCUGCAAAUCACUAUGUUCAAGCCAGAAAAGUUUUGGAUGCUGCAUCCAUACAUAAUGUACAAGGGGUAUGAACUCAAGUUAGAAUGGGAACGUAGCAGGUUGUUCGAUGCUGAUGUUGCUGCAAUGUUUCGGAAUAGAAUAAUGGAGGAUGGGACUAUGAGAGUUGUCCGUGUAUCAGAAAAGCUGGAAUCCAAAGGUCGUCCUUCUGGUCUAAACACAGUAAAUCUUCUGAAGGUAGCUUCAAGUGCACUGGGCUUUGGUCCCCAGUUAGCUAUGCAAUUGGCUGAGCGUCUGUACACUCAAGGUUUUAUCAGCUAUCCACGUACAGAAAGCACGGCAUAUCCUUCUUCUUUUGACUUCAGAGGAACACUGGGGGCGUUAGUGCAUAAUCCUGUAUUUGGUGAUUAUGCACAAAAGCUUUUAACUGAAAGUUAUAAUAAGCCAAAGGCAGGAACUGAUGCAGGCGAUCAUCCUCCGAUAACUCCGAUGCGCUCAGCUAGUGAGGAUAGUUUGGGAAAUGAUGCAUGGAAACUGUACCAGUACAUCUGCCAGCAUUUUCUGGGAACUCUCUCUCCAGAUUGCAAAUAUAGAAGGAUAAAAGUUGAAUUUGAAAGUGGCGGAGAGCAAUUUCAGUGCGUUGGGCAGCUCGCCACAGUGAAAGGAUUCACCUCUAUUAUGCCAUGGCUGGCUAUUAGUGAGAAGAAUCUUCCUGAGUUCGCUGUAGGAGAGAAAAUCGAGAUUUCUAAAGUUGAUCUAGAUGAGGGGAACACUUCGCCUCCUGAUUACCUCAGCGAAAGUGAGCUGAUCUCUUUGAUGGAGAAACAUGGUAUUGGAACCGAUGCGUCGAUCUCCGUGCAUAUUAACAACAUAUGCGAACGCAAUUAUGUCCAGGUACAAGCUGGGCGACGAUUGGUUCCUACUCCUCUGGGUAUCAGCUUGAUAAGAGGGUAUCAAUGCAUAGAUUCUGAUCUCUGUUUGCCCGACAUACGAAGUUUUAUCGAGCACCAGAUCACUUUGGUAGCUAAAGGUCAAGCAGAUCAUUCAAUGGUUGUGCAGCACGUACUAGAACAAUUCCGAAGGAAGUUCAGUUAUUUUGUUAAGCAGAUUGAAAACAUGGAUGCAUUAUUUGAAGCACAAUUUUCUCCACUCUCUGACUCUGGACGUCUCCUUAGCAAAUGUGGCAAAUGCUUGCGAUAUAUGAAAUACAUAUCUACUCAGCCAGCUCGACUGUACUGUGGUACCUGUGAGGAAGUCUAUUACGUACCCCAGAAGGGCACAGUCAAGCUGUACAAGGAGCUUACUUGCCCCCUUGAUAAUUUCGAGCUGUUAUUAUGCAGCAUGCCCGGUCCAGAAGGCAAGUCGUUCCCUCUCUGUCCUUAUUGCUAUAACUGUCCCCCGUUUGAAGGCAUCGAUGCAUUUUUUGGCGCUCCUAAAACUGGUGAUUCUUCCAAGUUGGGAAAGGGAGUCGGAAUGCCUUGCUUCCUCUGUCCGCACCCCACAUGUCCACAUUCUGUGAUUGCACAAGGCGUUUGUGCCUGCCCAGAAUGCAGCGGUACACUUGUUCUCGAUCCUGUCAGCGCUCCGAAAUGGAGGCUCUACUGCAACGUGUGCAACUGCCUCGUCUCUUUGCCCGAAGGUGCUCAUCGGAUUUCUACAACUCAGGAUAAGUGUCCUGAAUGUGACUCAACUAUCAUUGAAGUCGAUUUCAAUAAGAAAACAACGCCCUUGAAAGAGGGCGCUACGCUCCAUAAGGGAUGUAUUCUUUGCGACGAGCUGCUGCAUUCACUCGUGGAAAUGAAACACGGAAGAUUGUUUUCUAGGCAUGGAAGGAGAGGACGAGGUAGAGGAAGAGGAAGAGGAGGUUAUCGCGGAAGAGGCCGGAGCAACAACAAACAGCAAGACCCUAAAAUGAGUUUUCGAGAUUUCUAAGUGACAGCUUGUUUGGUACUGAGGCGUAGUUGUUGGACACAUCAUUUUGUAGAAAUAGGAACAUAUAUAUGCUCUUUUUUAGAAAGCAAAAAGAUCUGUAGUUCCAUAAUUUGUUUGUUACCCUUUUAGAAUUGUGAAUUUCUAGUCAUCACAAGCACUUGGUGCGCUCGACUUUC